GGAAAGACGUAAAACCGUGGGCGGGAAUGGAGUGAAACAGUUGCCCUUCUUUCCCUUUUCAUGUUCUCUUCUUUCCUUCAUCUUUUUCAACGAAAAAAGAACCCAAGACAGUGUUGAGAGGCUCUGCAACUGAUUAUAUAAAAAGCUCUUUUCUCUCUCAAAAGUUUUUUCCUCGUUCUCUUCAAUCCCCGGAGAAAAGGAGCACGAUGUCAAACAGUCUCCCAAAUGAAGUUAUCGCCGAAAUCCUCUCACGACUGCCCGUGAAGUCGAUAAUCAGAUUCAGGAGCGUUUCCAAGACAUGGUGCUCUCUCAUCUCCAGCCCCCAUUUCAUCGCCACCCACCUCAGCCGCGCUCUUUCCAACCCCCAAUACCCAUCCAACCUUGUUUUCCACCAUUUCGACUACCCACUCAAGAAAGACCGAUCUCCUGCCAUAAGCAUCCACCUGCUUUCCCUUGAUCCAGAAAUACAAGAGAGGAGUUUGUUCAUUCCACGAUUUGAUCAUGCUGUCACAAGAGACCCAUCAGAUUUCAUAGGAUCACGUUGCUUACGCGAUUGCAUGGAAGUAAUUGGUUCGUCGAACGGCUUAUUUUGUCUCACCAGAGGUUUUGAUUCAUACGUUCUCUGCAACCCUUCUAUUCAAAAAGCCAUAUCCUUUCCGCACCCUAAUAUUGGCCUUCGGCGAUUGGAUACCGACAUUCAUGGCUUUGGGUAUUGCCCUAAGACUGACGAUUACAAAGUGGUGAGGGUUGUAUAUGUCGAAGGCACCACUCAUUCUCUCGUUGAGAUUUAUACGCUCCGAUCCGGUGCAUGGCGCUCUUUUAAGGCCCCCUGUCCUCCCUACGAAUUUAUAGAACCCUUCGGCCCAACCUCGUUACGUAAUAUUUUCUUUAAUGGGGCAGUCCACUGGCCAGCUCGCACUCCAGAUUUCCAGCGCAAUUUUAUCGUGUUGUUCGAUAUGGAGGAUGAGGUGUUUCGUGAGAUGGCUAUGCCAAAAAGGUUACAAGGUAAGGAAGGCAAGGAGUUUUUAAUGGCGGUAGUUGAUGGGUUGCUUGCUCUUAUUCCCUACGGGGACGAUAUUGAGGAUAAUGAUAUGCCCGUGUGGGUGAUGAAAGAGUAUGGAAGAGCGGAAUCUUGGACUAAGCAGUUCGAUAUUAAGUUUGAGUGUGGAUCAUAUUCAUAUGGUCUGAUAGGCUUUACAAAGAACGGUGAAGUUCUAAUAACGGACGAGCAGGGAAGAUUGUGUUCUUACGAACGUAAUAGCGAACAAUUCUGGAAUCUUCACAUUUAUGAGAUAACUAGCUGGCUUUAUCUCGAUACUUAUGUGGAGAGCCUAGCUCUACUAGAUGUAAAAGAUGGAGUUUUGGGAGUGCAAGCGGCUUCGUCUUGUGUUAGUAAGCUCAAGGCGAAAGAAAAUAAGAGAAAAAGAAAGAUACAGAUGUAAGCUUAUGCGAAAAUCAAUUUCUAUGAUAACAACUACAAAUUGGCCCAUUUUCAUUCUGGUGUUAGUGUUUCCAUUCUGCAUUCUCUCACGUGGGCUAACUGUCUUUCACAGGUUGGGACAGUGAUUCAGUUGCGAACAAGCAGGGAAAGGAGGUUUUACUGGUCCAGUCCCAAGUCAAAUCAUGCCUGGUGGUAGUAGUUCAAUUGACUUGAAAAAGAGUAUUAUCAUGUACUGCUCGUACUACACUUUACGAAUUAUUGGAUAGUUUGAUAGUUGUAAGGGC
Alnus glutinosa is the source of this 1725-nucleotide messenger RNA. RefSeq names its product F-box/kelch-repeat protein At3g06240-like. NCBI's taxonomy places the organism in Eukaryota, Viridiplantae, Streptophyta, Magnoliopsida, Fagales, Betulaceae. The transcript is spliced from 2 exons. The record is from RefSeq and is a predicted model, not a curated record. Gene Ontology annotation, molecular function: protein binding. The coding region runs from base 207 to 1442 and encodes 411 amino acids.